Castor canadensis (American beaver) is the source of this 903-nucleotide messenger RNA. Its product is annotated as vomeronasal type-1 receptor 4-like. Gene Ontology annotation, molecular function: pheromone receptor activity. Gene Ontology annotation, cellular component: membrane. The record is from RefSeq and is a predicted model, not a curated record. Gene Ontology annotation, biological process: G protein-coupled receptor signaling pathway. NCBI's taxonomy places the organism in Eukaryota, Metazoa, Chordata, Mammalia, Rodentia, Castoridae.
AUGAUUUCUCUUGAUGUGGUGAUGGGGAUGGUUCUCCUCACUCAGACUGGAAUAGGGAUCAUGGGGAACGCCUCUCUCCUUUGCCCUUGUAUUUACUUUCUAUAUAGGAGACAUGGAUUGAAACCAUUGGAGAAAAUAACCACCUGUCUUGCUUUAGCCAACACAUUGUGGAUUCUUUGUGGAGGAAUCCCUCAGACAAUGGCAGCCUUUGGGCUGCAGUAUUUCUUGGAUGAUUUUGGUUGUAAACUUGUCUUAUAUUUUUACAGAGUGGCCUGGGGAAAUUCUCUCAGCAUCACCUGUAUUUUAGGUAGCUUCCAGGCUUUAAGUAUCAACCCUACAAACUCCAGAUGGGCAGAAGUCAAAUUCAGAUUCCUAAAGCGUAUUAAUUCUGCCUGUGUCCUGAGUGGGAUGUUUCAUCUGCUAGUGAAUAUCAUCAUUCCCAUGAAAGUGACUGGAAAAAGAAGUAACAUAAAUACCACUGUGAAUUCAAACCUUAGAUAUUGUUCUCGUCUAUACAUAGAUACAAUUAUAGAAUCAUUAUGGUCAUUUAUUUUCUCUUUAAUAGAUGUUAUUUGUUUGGGAGUCAUGAUAUGGGCUGGUGGAUCUAUAAUCUUUUUCCUUCACAAGCACAAACAGCAAGUUCGCUACAUUCACACUUCUAGACAAACUCUCCAAAUAUCCCCUGAGACCAGAGCCACAAAAUCUAUCUUGACACUUGUGAGCACUUUUGUCUUAUUUUAUUCUCUCUCUUCUGCUUUUGAAAUGUAUGCUUUUCUUUUUGACAAUCCACAGACAUGGCUUGUAAACAUCAUUGUGAUUCUAUCAUCUUGUUUUCCAACCUUCAGCCCCUUUUUGCUCUUAAAAAGAGACAACCAUGUCUUCAGUCUCUGCUCUUUCUGCUGA